Messenger RNA from Acromyrmex echinatior (Panamanian leafcutter ant), 3391 nucleotides. It is a transcript of the gene FucTC, whose product is annotated as alpha-(1,3)-fucosyltransferase C. Lineage: Eukaryota; Metazoa; Arthropoda; Insecta; Hymenoptera; Formicidae. Gene Ontology annotation, molecular function: fucosyltransferase activity. Gene Ontology annotation, cellular component: membrane. The record is from RefSeq and is a predicted model, not a curated record.
GUCAUAAUAAUAAUUUCCUCAGAAGAAAAGAAAUCGCAAUAAUUGCACUUUAAUUACAGAGUCGAGAAUUUCUUUACAGGAUAUUUCCAUUUGACGCAGUGUCGGAUUCCGCGAACCGUUUUAUUUUUCCGCUUACCGAGAUCAGUCUUUUAGGUUAGGUAGGAUACGUUGUAUGAUAUCUACGCUCUGUUUAGCCAGUCGAGUUGCAACUUUCAAGGCAGCGAGUCGGUGCCAGUGGUGACCGUCGCGAGAUACAAACACACGUCCCGCGAGACACGAAAUGUUGAGACUUGUCGUACGAGUGAUGCGACCUAUCGAAACAUGUAAUUUCAUAACAACGCGCAAUCAGCUGCAAAAAUGUGCUUUGCACCAUAGUGAAAUGUCAAGGACAUGGCAACGAAAAAUGGUUUAUUCAUGGCGCGAUAGGACUGAUCGAAAUUAAUCCGAGAGAAACGCAAGAUCUCGUAAAUUUGAAGAAGAAUUCUCUUGGACUCUGAUGCAUCGUAGCCUCGAUCAUAGCACAAAUACUAAUUGGAGAUAAGUGUGAGCUGAUUCUUCCAUACGCAUGAAAUGCAGAUAAGUGUAAGCUGAUCCUCCCACACGCACGAAAUGUAAUCUAUUAUAAAACGUAUGAAGCGUUUCUUCUAAAACUGCAAUACAUUGAAGAAUCUGCUACAUAUUCCUACAAAGAAAACUCUUAUUUUGUUAAAUACAUGAUAUCUCGGCGUAAGACACAUAAUCGAGCAUUUUGAUCAUUAAAUGAAUAGAAGUUUGGAAACGGCAUCAAAUAGUAAAGCAAUCUGCAGAUUUUGUAAUGAAAUACCGCAAUUUUACAUGAACUUUACAUAGAAUGAGAUAAGCCAAUCUCACAUAUGUACAAAUCGAUAUAUGUAGAAAUCGAUGCCGAUGGAAACUUAAAACUAUUGAACUGAUUCGCUUUACGAAUGACGAUCUUCCUUUCUUUCUUUUGUCUCCUAAUUACCAAGCAAUGUACAACCGUACGUGAUUAUCACAUACAUAUAUACAUACAGAUAUACGUGCCUUAUUUCGACAACCUCUUGUCUUCCGCAUGAAGAACAAAUUGUACUUAUGACUUUAUAUUUAUUUAUCAAAUCACAUCCGCAUUAUCGCUACAAGGAAUCUUUUCUGUGAUUGAAAUGUGCAGUUAUUUUCCACGAUCUUCACCACCGCCAAUGUUCGAAGAUCGUUCACACUAAACUCCUGUUAUAGAAUAGCAGCAGAUAUACUUAAAACAAACAAUAGAUAUAAAAAAAAGUCUUGUUAAAGGCCACUGUGCAUACAAGGUUUAAUAAAUUAUGCAAUAUUUUUUUCAAUAACUACGUAUGGCAUGACUUAAAAAUUUAUUCUGGCAAGAGACAGUCUAUUUAAUAGUGCGGUGAUAUUAUUUAAUUUUAUAAGAAAUGUGGACAGCAUAUCUUCAUAAGAAUAUUGCUAAAACAAUGAAGAAGAAAUCAUAUCUUUUCAUCGGUCUAAUUGUAGUAAUGAUCUUGAUAACCUGUCUCUAUUAUUCAGCCACUUAUGACGAUUUUCAAAUUCACAAUAUAUAUCUGAAAAUGAUUCGUGAAGAGGAUUAUUUUGCAAAUGAAACCGAUAGGGCAAAAACAUACAGAGAAAAAGGCAUAAAGACUAUUCUUUUGUGGAACACAUUCUUUGGCAAUAAGAACUUUUAUUUAGGAGAAAUAGAAGACAUUUUCCGCGAUUGUCCUUUUGAUAAGUGCAAAAUCAUUAACGAUCAGAACUAUAUGAAUGCGGAAGAUUAUGACGCGAUUCUUUUCCACGGUAACGAAAUGAAUAAUGAAGUACCACAGAAGAGGAAGACGACGCAAUUUUACGUCUUCGUUAAUUUGGAAAGUCCAGCCAAUCGAAAAGUGUAUGAGAAAUAUCGGAGAAACUUUUUCAACCUCACAAUGACAUACCGUUUUGAUAGUGACAUACUCUGGACUUACAUGAUUGUAGAAGAUGUAAAAAAUGGCGAAUUCGUCGCACCAUCAAAGGAUGUUAAUUGGAGCGCUUUUCAAAAUCAUACAAUUUUUGCAGAUGCAGGAGAUGCGGAAGAAGUGUCAUCUGCAAUAUUGGACACCAUCAAGGCUAAAAGCAAGUCGGUAUCUUGGAUGGUAAGCAACUGCUAUGCUAAAAGUGGCCGGCUGGAAUAUGUGAAGGAACUGUCAAAGCACAUAGACGUUGAUAUUUAUGGCAGAUGUGGCAAUUUGAACUGCUACGACAACUGUUUUAAAAAUAUAAUCGAGGCUCGCUACUUCUUCUACCUGUCUUUCGAAAAUUCCUUCUGCGACGAUUACGUGACGGAGAAGCUGAUGAAUCCGCUCAGGCACAAUGUCGUCCCGGUGGUUUAUGGAGGCGCCAACUACAGUCGGUUCGUACCGCCGAAUUCCUACGUGAAUGCUUUAGACUUCGAGAGUCCGAAGGAGCUUGCCGCGUACUUGAAAUAUCUCUCUCAGGAUCUACAGCGAUAUCAAAGCUUUCUACAAUGGAAGAAAUAUUAUCGAGUCAAAGGAGGGACAGAGCGGGCUGUUUGUACCCUUUGUGAGGUGCUGCAUAAGCAGAAAAAGCCAAAACUGUAUUCGGAUAUAUCCGAUUGGUAUGCCAAAGAUAAAUGUACUAUCCAAACGUUUUUGAAAAAUAGCACCGAUAAAUACGCCACGAAACGUACAAUAAUGAAUCACGAACAGAAACAAGGGUCGGAUUAUAAAGCUAAAACAUAGAAGCGUUAAUAAUGUAUUCAAAUAAAAUGUUUGAAAGGAAAAUAUCCUGGGAUCAAUUAAACUUAAACAUUAAUUGUAAAUUGACGUGAUUCUGGACAUUAAAAAAAAAAAAUAUAUAUAUAUAAGGUAUAAAUAGUAAUCACAUUCUUUUUUCGUUACAUUAGUUUCAACUUCUGUAUUAUUGAUCAGAAUCGUAACAUAAAUACUUUUCGAAUCCAUCUUGUUACUACUCAAAUUGAAUAGGACUUUGCGGAAAUGUAUCAGUGGUAGAUCUGAUUUAUCUUAGUUUCAGAAACUCUGAUUUGAAUACAUAGUUAAGCUUCUAUACGUGAUGAUAAGAUAUCCUCAUCUAUUAUCCUAUUAUGUAUAUUGAACGUUUCUAAGUCUUUAACAAGGUGAACGACGAUGCAGCUUCGACGUUUGACUUAUACAUCACUGAUAGGUCAUUAGACUGAGGAUAUGUAGUACAUCGAUAUAUUCACUACUUGCUUGAUUAGUCAAGAUCAAAGCGGCUAAGCUCCAUCGCCCUAGCACUACUAUACUCCGAGAGUUCGAGGAAGACAGAUAUGUGAUUUGCUGAUUGCUUCACAUCUGUAGAGGAAAUCAGCUUUUGAAAAUUAUUAUUAAAAAUCUAACGGUAAUAUACUAGA